UCCGUCUCUAAUAAGAAAACUCAUAGCGAAAAAAACCAUAAAUUUCUCUCCGUUUCCGACUCUGCGUUCAAAUAAAUAAAUAAAUAUUUAGAAAACUAUUUUUUUGUUAUUUCUUUUUUGUACGAUUAAACAAAUAACCAAAAGAAUCAAUUGUUCCGUGGAUAGCCCAAGAGAAAUUCAAGUGCGGGGCCCCGUGUGUUUGCUGGAACAGAGCAAAAGACAGAAGAAGAGAAAGAGAGCUGCGAAGCAAGGCAAAAACAGGCGAACAACAACAACAUCAGCUGCAGCAACAAUACUAUGGCUUUGGACAGCGCUCUGACAUCAUCCUUGACAGUAAAGAAGAAGGAUGCCUCAACGGAAAAGGAGAAUCUUUGGUCUGCGAUAUUGAAUGAAGUACAAACACAGGGCAGCACAAAACUUCCAUCAAAUAAAUCUGUACUAGUAUUAGGCGAUAAUGCCACCGGCAAAACGACAUUAAUUGCUAAACUUCAAGGCGUUGAGGAUCCAAAGAAGGGUUCCGGCUUGGAAUAUGCCUACAUUGAUGUCAAAGAUGAAUACAGAGACGACAUGACGCGUUUAGGCGUUUGGGUCUUGGAUGGUGAUCCAGGACAUACAAAUCUCCUGCAUUAUGCGCUCAACGAAACGAACUAUGCACAUACCCUCGUCAUACUCACAGUGUCGAUGACACAACCCUGGGGCUGGCUGGAGCAGCUUAAUCAUUGGAUCAAAGUACUUGCUCAGCAUAUUGAGAGUCUUCAGUUGGAUCCCAAAGAGAAGGAGGCGGCACGUCAACGCUUAACCACAACGUGGCAAAGUUAUUGUGAGGUCGGUGAUGAUCUUGAUCCGGGAUCGCCAGUUAAACGCACCAUGCGCAACAAUUCGAUUGAUGAAGAUGAUCUGUUGCCGCUGACAGAGGACGCACUAAUUACAAAUCUUGGCCUAGAUAUUGUUGUUGUGGUCACAAAGACGGACUACAUGACCACCCUGGAAAAAGAGUACGAGUAUCGUGACGAGCAUUUCGACUUCAUUCAACAAUGGAUACGAAACUUUUGCCUGCGACAUGGCACCUCACUCUUCUAUACGAGCGUUAAAGAAGACAAAAACUGUGAUCUCCUCUACAAAUAUUUGACGCAUCGAAUUUAUGGUUUACCAUUCCGUACACCAGCGCUAGUCGUUGAAAAGGAUGCGGUACUCAUUCCGGCUGGCUGGGAUAGCUUGAAGAAAAUAAGUAUUCUGUAUGAGAACAUGCAUGGUGUGAAUGCUGAGAAUCCAUACACAGAUAUCAUCAAGUCGCCGCCCACUCGAAAGGCUGUUUCUAAUCGUGAGGCUGAAGUGCAAACCGAAGAUGAGCAAGCGUUCUUGGCACGGCAACAGGAGAUACUCAAGCAGGGUAGUCAAGUGCGUGGUGAAUCCCCAUUGCGUUCCCAGGGAUCAAACUCUGGUGGCAAUAAGAGCGGUGUUCCCCGUACUCCAGGCAGUGCGAGUCAGAGCUCGCCCAAGAAGAUUGAUCCAAAGCUAACGCCUGCAACGCCUGGUGGGGAGGGAGUUCUCGCCAAUUUCUUCAAUUCGCUGCUACACAAAAAGUCGGGCAGCACUACACCUGGCGGCGGACCAGGUGGUCCUGGAAGUCCAGGUGGUGUAGGUGGCACCCCACGUACAUCCAAUGGCACCGAUGGCCUUACAAUGACACCUGAAAAGCUAGCCGUACGCACAGAUGCGGCAGCCGAAUUGGAUCGUCUAUCGCGUAGCGCUAAAAAGGACAUUGAUCUUUCGCAAAGUGAGUGUUGAAAUGUGUGUGUGGCUGCUGUUACUGCCACAAACCAACCAACUCGCGCCCAAAAACAAACUAUCAAAAUCACACACACACCCACCCACGUACACACAACACAACUCCAGGGAGCUGCUUCUCGCUGACACAAAGGAAAACAAACAACUCUUCGAUAAGAACUCAAAAAUCUUCUGCCGCUCGGGGUGACAACUGCUGCAACUUAUCAACAAGGACACUCUCUGCAAAUCAUACUUUUGGAUCAUUUAAUGAGGCAAAAUGUGAUUUUGUGUUUCAAUCGUUUAUUUUUGAGACCAUCUCAAGGGAGCUUCUCUUGAGUUUCAGCUAAAAUUCCAUUCAAACUCAUAAGAUGAGUUUUUGUUUCGUUGUUCUUUUUUAUUUUUUUUUUUUAUAUUAAUAUUGUGAGUUCUGAUUUAACGCGAAGGGAAACAAAAUUUAACAAUUAUGUAAGUCUAAGUCUGGGCUAGGGCAAAUAUUGCCAGAGAGUUGGCCAAAAAGUGUCUGGUGUUUAUUUCUUUCUUCUUGUCUGGAGGGCAUGCGCCACACCAGCACCCACACAAAAACACACACACACACACACAUUUGUAUAAUAAAUUAUUUAAAAUAUGUAAUAAUAAUUAAACAAAAUGCGCCGCAGUGUGAGAGAUUCAAAACAGUUAUGCUUAUACAAAAACAACAAAAAAGAAACAAAAACAAUACAAAAUACACAUGCCUAACCUGUAGUUGGUAAGCUGUAUGUAUUUUUUAAUUAUAUUAAUUAUUAAACACACACAUACACACACACACACUUACAUUUGUAGAAAUCGAUUGUACUUGUAAGAGUUGGCUUCGAAAUUCUUUUUUAAAAUUCCUUUUCAAUUUUUGUCGUGUUUGAUUUUAUUGUAGAAAACGAACAACAAUUAAUAUGUAUUUUAGCUGAAAUUUUAUUUUUAUGGCCAAAAUGUGCUGCUGAACUAACUGAAUUAUUGUUAAAUACCCGCAUACCUUUUUGCCCCAUCCAUAAUAUACACAUAUAUAUAUAAAUA
Messenger RNA from Drosophila willistoni, 2811 nucleotides. It is a transcript of the gene Dlic, whose product is annotated as cytoplasmic dynein 1 light intermediate chain 1. The record is from RefSeq and is a predicted model, not a curated record. The transcript is spliced from 8 exons. Gene Ontology annotation, molecular function: dynein heavy chain binding. The coding region runs from base 298 to 1788 and encodes 496 amino acids. Gene Ontology annotation, biological process: microtubule cytoskeleton organization; microtubule-based movement. Lineage: Eukaryota; Metazoa; Arthropoda; Insecta; Diptera; Drosophilidae. Gene Ontology annotation, cellular component: cytoplasmic dynein complex; centrosome.